Molecule: messenger RNA, 1663 nt
Organism: Micropterus salmoides (largemouth bass)
Lineage: Eukaryota; Metazoa; Chordata; Actinopteri; Centrarchiformes; Centrarchidae
Gene: htatsf1
Product: HIV-1 Tat specific factor 1
Exons: 10
Coding region: 174-1499 (441 amino acids)
Biological process (GO): mRNA splicing, via spliceosome
Cellular component (GO): U2 snRNP; U2-type spliceosomal complex
Molecular function (GO): RNA binding
Source: RefSeq, a predicted model, not a curated record
CAAUAAACGUUAGCGGGCAGUGAUUAACGUUGUAAAGUAAAAUUAAUUUAAAACACUAAAUACAUUUUCUAAAUACACGAGCCGAGUCUAUCCUGUGGUCAGGUCUUUAGACGGAGGGAGGCUGUUUACCAUCGCACCUACCAGAUUUUAUUUUGCGUGGAUUGGCGUAAAAGAUGAGCGGUGGAUCAGAUGCCAACAAAGAGUUUAUGGAGCAGCUGCGGCUGCAGGAACUCUACGGCCAGAGAAAUGAGGACGGCUCUGACCCCAACACCUACACUGACCCAGUGGACGGGACUGUGUAUGACUGGGACCAUGAGAAGAAGGCCUGGUUCCCUAAAAUAACAGAGGACUUCAUUGCAGCCUACCAGGCCAACUAUGGCUUCACUCAGGAAGGAGAUCCAGAUGCUAACAACGGUGCAGUGAGCAGCACCGACCCCACAGCCCCAGACAGCAAGCCUUCAGAAAAGGAGAAACCAGGAGAUGCCACCCUGAACCCAGACCAGAACGAGACCCCAGCUAAAGACACAAAGCAGAAAGGGGAGAAGAGGAAAGCAGAGCCAGGGUGGUUUGAUAUUGAUGACCAUAAAAACACGAACGUCUAUGUGUCAGGCUUGCCUCCGGACAUCAGCACUGACGAGUUUGCUGAGUUGAUGUCCAAGUGCGGCAUUGUGAUGCGGGACCCCAUCACUGAAGAAUACAAAGUCAAACUCUACAAGGACAAAGAAGGGAAUCUGAAGGGAGACGGCCUCUGCUGCUAUCUCAAGAAGGAGUCGGUGGCUUUGGCUCUGCGUUUGAUUGACGAGUCAGAGGUCAGAGGUUAUAGACUCCACGUGGAAGCAGCACGGUUUGAGCUAAAGGGCCAGUAUGACGCCAGCAAGAAGAAGAAGAAGAGCAAAGAUUACAGGAAGAAGAUGCAGCAGCAACAGAAACAGUUGGACUGGAGGCCGGAGAAGCAAGGAGAAGUGAGGAAGAGGCAUGAAAAAGUUGUUAUCAUUAGGAACAUGUUCCAUCCCAGUGACUUUGAGGAAGACCCACUGGUGCUGAAUGAGUAUCGUGAGGAUCUGCGGUCGGAGUGUGAGAAGUUCGGGGAGGUCAAGAAGGUCAUCCUCUUUGAUAGACACCCAGACGGUGUGGCAUCGAUCGCAUUUAAGGAGCCUGAGCAAGCCGAUGCAUGCAUUCUUUCGUUCAAUGGUCGCUGGUUUGGAGGAAGGCAGCUGUCUGCUCAGCUUUGGGAUGGAACGACAGACUAUCAGGUGGAAGAGACGACACGCGAGCGGGAGGAGCGGCUCAAGGGUUGGUCUACUUUCCUGGAAGGAGGCCAGCAAGGCCAGCAGAACAACACCGCCAAGCCAGCAGAGGGUGGCACCACCACAGAGCCCACAAAGCCCUCCAGCACCACGGAGCCUGAACAGCAGCCACAACCAGAACCACAGCCACAGGAUCAGGAAGCGGACUCUACAGACAGCAGCCUGGCAGGAAGCGAUGAUGAGGACGCCUAGACACUUUCAUGCACAUCUUUGUUCCCCAGGCAGCCCAUUAGGACAACCCUGCUUGAAUGUGAACUGUGGCAAAGCUCUGUGUUAAGCAGGCGAGGAGGAGUAGGAUUUUUGACGGUUUGAGCCCGUUUUGUAAUGUAGAAAAAUAAAAUUAUGAUUUUUGUCUA